This is a messenger RNA of Rhopalosiphum padi (bird cherry-oat aphid), 3446 nucleotides long. RefSeq lists its product as uncharacterized. The record is from RefSeq and is a predicted model, not a curated record. Gene Ontology annotation, cellular component: plasma membrane; cytoplasm. The coding region runs from base 276 to 2297 and encodes 673 amino acids. The transcript is spliced from 9 exons. NCBI's taxonomy places the organism in Eukaryota, Metazoa, Arthropoda, Insecta, Hemiptera, Aphididae.
AAGUGUUAACUGUUAAGAGUGUUAAGACGUUUUCCAAUUCGCCUUUGACAAGAUACUAAAUUCUCUACUGUAAAUUCAAAUGAUUUUCACAAAUUUAAACGUAUUACGCGUCGGAUGUCGCGACGUUUUAAGUCGAUGGCGAAUGCUAUCGUAGUCUUCGUCAUCUAAAACAUAGUAUCAUAGCAAGUCCAAUUGCAAACAUAUAUUAUUUGUGAAAUCAACGUUAUGACUUCUAUUUGUGUAAUCAACAUUUCUUCACUGCUGUCACUACAUUAAUGAUGAGUGGAGUGCAGUUCAGGGAAAUCCACAAAAACUCGUGGUUGAGAAAACUACCGGCUGGUGUUGACAAGAAGUCUGCUCUGAAACUGACUGGUGGACAGAAACUAUGGACUGUGUUUUGUAUACACGACGAUACAGAACCAGUGUUAGAAUUUUAUGUAGAUCAAAAGAAAGCAGCUGCACAUCGUCCAGAUAAUACCGUACCAUUAUCAGAUACCGUCCAUGUUUCUGCUACUAUUUGUCCUUUACCAGUGAUGGCAGGUGAUCACCAACAACAGUACCAGUAUGAAUUUGUUGUAACCCUCACCUCAGAUGUUGUACGUUUAGCUGCUCCUUCAUGGAAUCAGAUGAUGGAUUGGGUCCAAGGUUUAGACAUGAAAUUGCGUGAAAUGCAUAUAUUGUCCCCAAAAGAAAAUGUCUAUACCAAGCCACCAGAGUCUAGACCCCCUCUAUUACCAACUAGAGAUCCCAACUCUCCACUGCCACCACCACCGCUACGGGACUUGUCAACAAAUGUUUUACCUGGUGUUGAACCCGUUGUCUCAGUAGUUCAAUCAAUAGGUAUAGAUGAAGGUCUUUCUUCAGAAAUUGAACAAACUUUUUCAACUCCACCUAUUAGCCCUAAUCCAAUAAGUCCCAGUGAACCAGUGAAUAAUAUUACCAUUGUAGAAGUAAUAAAUCACAAUCAAGUAUUUAAUUUUAAUCAAAUGGAACAAGUUUUAAACCAAACAAAUGAGCAAUCAUCUCAAACAUUAUCUGAACCAUUAAUAAAUUCUCCUAGGCCCAGUAGAUCAACUAGUUCUACAACUGAAAAUGUUGCUUCUCCAAGGUCGAAUAGUAGACACCAUCCAGUUCGAAAUGCAUCUAUUUUAGAAGAAUCUGUUAGUGGUGCUAGGUCUAGUAGUCAUCCAGAAUUUAGUGAUAGAACAACUAAUGUUGAUGACAUGCCACAAAGAUCUACCAGUGAAGUACAAAAUGAAGGUCAACGAAUUAAAGUCAGAAUUGCUGAACCAGAAGAUGGUUGGCAUAGAAGAAGAACAAAGAGACAAGAUAUUAUACCUCCAAUAACUGAUCAAGAAGGAACUAGUAAUUAUGAACAUUUAAUAUUACCUACAGCUAUGCAGUCUAGACCACCACCUGCUUCAUCCAAUUCAGUACCUGCAGAUAUUGCGAUAUUACCAAUAAGAUCUCAAUUACCAAUUGGUCGAGGUCGUGGUGCUCGUCGAAAAGUUAACGGCGAUAGCUCACACCCUGCAUUAGGAGCUGAUAGAAUUCGUGUAGCAGUAAAUAGUAGUACACACAAUAUGUUACAGCCAGUUCCAACACCAUUUACCCCUACAGAAAAUAGAGAUUUAUUCAGUCCAAGUCGGUUAACUGUUCGUGAAAAGCAAGUCCUCCAACUACGAAAAGAAAUGUCCCAUCUCGCUGGUGUACGGUUACAAUUGAGACGUAAAGAUUGUAUUAAUACUAUUGCUUUGGUUGAUGUCUUUCAAACUGUUUGGAUUGCUGGAUGGAAACAGAAGGAACAUCCCAUGUUGCAUAAUGCUUUACAUUUAGGUGAUCAAUUGUUGAGUGUUGCUGGAAAACCUGUAACAUGUUCAACAGAUGCUCAUAAAUUAAUACGAGCAUGGCCAAGCCUCUAUGUUGAAUUAAUUAUUAGGCGUGUUCCUUGUGGACGUGUAUUUGUAGUACGCCGACAAGAGCAAGGCCAAGAUCUUGGAAUCAUCCAAGAAGGUGGUACAGCUGAAAUUAAAGAUAUACUGCCAAAUAGUUUAGCUGCUGCUCACGGCUUAUCAUCUCGCACUCCUACCUUAGAUGGAUUGUCGUUUACUUCUUGGACACUAACAGAGAUAAAUUCUCGCCCAUUAAACUUAUUGUUUAAAGAAACUGAAGUUAGAGACCGUCUGAAUGCAGUUGGAUUAGACAUAUCAUUACUAGUGCAACCAACUGAUCUUAUAUCAGCACUACGCAAACAGCUUAAAUCCUUAAAAUCAUUCAAAGACUUCUUGUUGAUAUAAACUUCACUACAAUUACUGGACAAGAUCGCGAAUGCAGGGUCAAUACAGAAGAAAUAUGUUUUAGGUAUACUAUUAAAUAAGAAAUAUCAGACUAUAUUUUACUAUAUAGAAUUAAAGUAAAUAUAUUUUUAUUACCUAUAACUUACCUAAAUGAAAAAUGGGAUUAAGAAUUUUUCAAAUCAGUAUUUUUUCUAUAACAUUUAAAGUUAUUGUUUUCUGUGAUAAUUUUGACAAAAAAAUAUUGAGAAUAUAUAAAUUAUAGUUUUAAUUUUAAAUGUCAGUUGGCCCAUACUAAUAUAAACAUUUCUAAUUAAAAACUGAAUUAUUGAAAUUUGUUAUUUGUCAAAAUUGUAAGAUGUACUGCGUCAUAUAUGUGCAAUAUUAUUAUAUUUUGUUUUGUUUUCGUUAGUAAUAUGUUUAGAAAUUAAAUUGCAAAUUUUCUUUUUAUUGUAAUAAUUGAUUUGUCAUACUAGUGGCGUAUACAAGAUUUUUUCAAUUAAGAGGGUUUUUAAUUUUUUAAACAAAUACAUAUAAUUUGUAUUAGAUAAUAAUAAUUUAAAAUUAGUGAAAUUUGUAAAUCAAUCUAUUUUGAGAAUUGCAAUAAAAUUUUUAUUUUCUUGAUCUCCUUCUACAAUUUAUUAAUAAUAACUUAUUUUGUAUGAUACAAAUACAUUCUAUUCAACACCGACUUCUCGUAUACGCCACUAUAUCACGAAGUGUUCAACUGAGCCAUAUAGUAAUACCAAAAGUGAUCAAAAACCCAAAAACAUAUAUACAUACUAGGUAUACAAAAUAAUAAUUUUUAUACAAAAAUGUCAUGCAAAUAGCUAUUUGUAACAAACGGUUUUUGCUUCUGAUGUUACCUAGAAGAUUUUUAUUUAAAUUGUGUGAUUGACUACAGUUUACUGCACAAUCCUUUAAAAGUAUAUAUAUGCUAAUACUCUAACUAUAUUAUGUUUUUUUGGAGGGCUGAAUUUACAUUAUUUUAAGUAUUUAUUUUAUAGGAUAUCAUAAACUAAAUAUUAAUGUCUUAUAUUAAAAAUGUAAUUUUAAACCAUUGUGGUUAUGAAUAUCAGCCAUUUAUAUUUUAUUAUUUGCUGGCUAGUAGAGAUACUAAUAAUAUAAAAUACAAUUUAUCAUAUAAACCUA